This is a messenger RNA of Darwinula stevensoni, 1725 nucleotides long. NCBI's taxonomy places the organism in Eukaryota, Metazoa, Arthropoda, Ostracoda, Podocopida, Darwinulidae. The record is from the annotation of a GenBank genome assembly.
AUGAAUUCUGGUCCAGGAGUUUCCGAUGCUGCAUCUCAAUAUUGGGAAGAGGAGCUCCGCGAAGAAAUCAGAAGCCCAACGUCAGUGCGUGCCAUUCUGGACAUUCUUCAUAAACACUGUAGGGGUGAUGCAUCUGUCAUCCUGUCAGGGGAUGGCAUGACACCUCUAGGACUAGCUUGCCAACACAGGCAGAAAACCUUGGUUUCACUAUUCCUUAAUUUGGACAUGGGAAAGAGGAUACUCUUUCAGGAAGGGAAGGAUGAGGAAAGUCCUUUGCUGGCAGACACCUCUUUUUCUGUGGGCCUACCAAAAACUCAACUUGGGAGAGAUCCAGUAAGUCCUAUGACUGCAAGUUCAAACUCUAGUGAAUCUACAUGCAUGGAUUCUAGUAUGGUGAUCUUUCAAAAGAGAUGGAAUGAGAUAGGUAAAACUGGGAAACCAAAAUCAGACUUGGACCAAAUGUGUCAUCUCAUUCACUGUGAUGUAAAUAAAAAAGAUGGUAGAGGAAGGACAGCAUUGCAUCUUGCAGCUCAACAGACGUGUGACAUUGCUGAGUUGCUUGUUUCUGCUGGAGCAGAUGUGAAUGCCCAUGAUUCGAAUGAUGCAACACCACUGCAUUAUAGUUGUAUAAAAGGGAGUGUUGAUUUGACUCUGAAACUUCUUGAGAGUGGUGCUAGUGUCAAUGUUAAAACAGUUGAGAAAUGCACUCCUCUUCAUUAUGCAGCUCAAAGAGGAUUUGUAGACAUUGUACAUUUGCUGUUGAGUCAUGGUGCUGUAUUGAAUGCUCCAGAUAUUAAUGAUAGGACACCACUCUUCCUAGCAGCUUCAAAUGCUUGCACUGGUGUCAUGAAGACCCUCAUUUCUGCAGGAGCUAAUGUCAAUCUGGAUGAUGUCAGAGGCUAUACUCCCCUCUGUGAAGCUGUGUGGAACCAUUAUGCUGAUGGUGUAUCUCAUUUGCUAGAAGCUGGGGCAGAUCAAUUGCAGUCACACUGCCUUCUCCAUUCAGCAGUUGCUAAUAACUGCACUGAUAUAGCUCAACUGCUUUUAAAGCAUGGUGCACUUGUGGAUGGACUGAAUGUCUCAGGACAAACACCACUAUAUGUUGCAUGCUCACAGAGAGCAUGGAAUCAUUCGUGUAUUAUUGCCAUCCUUCUCCAACAUGGUGCUAAUCCAAAUCUUUGUGAAAAUUUGUCAAGUCAGUUACCUCUACAUGCCCUGAUCUGUGUCACUGUGGAACCAGACAGACAACAUAUGUUUGCAGAGCCUGCAUUUUUGCUUUUCUCUCAUGGUGCAGACCUGGAUGCAAAGCUUUUGUAUCAUGCUGCCCUUCUGAAGCAUUGGAAAGCCAUGCAUUGGCUCAUUCAGCUGGGAAGUGAUGUCAAUGCUCUACUAAGAGGACAAGAUCUCAUGUGGUUGAUGAGGCAGUAUGAUAACCUCCCAAUGGGCAAGCUGCUGAUAGAUGCUGGCUAUGAUGUGAGACACAAAUCUGCCUGGCUAGAGGUUCUUCCUUGCACUAUUCCCCAUUCCUACACUCCCAAAAGCCUUAAGGGCUUGCUUGUUUACUGUAAAACAAAUCCACUGCAAUUGGUUCAACUGUGUCGAAUAGUGCUACGGAGAGUAUAUGGUACUAGGGUACAUGAAAUAAUCAGGUCUUCUGAUUUACCACUUUGUGUGAAAAAGUAUAUGAUGCUUCAAGAUUCUGAUGAAACCUGGAUGUUUAUGUAA